Molecule: messenger RNA, 621 nt
Organism: Ambispora gerdemannii
Lineage: Eukaryota; Fungi; Glomeromycota; Glomeromycetes; Archaeosporales; Ambisporaceae
Source: the annotation of a GenBank genome assembly
CAUGAUUCAGUACCCUUAUUGUCUUCAUUAUCCUUAUCAACUGACAUAGUCAUCAAUAAGGCUUUAUAUAAGCUUGAAGAAAAAUACGAAUCCCUAAAUGACUGUGGAUCAAAAGUCACAUUCUUGCAAAAAAUCGAAGCCUUGGCUGCUGAAAAAAAUGUAGUUCCAAAGGCACCAUUGCGUAUCACACCUAAAGGACAACCAACAUCCACCAAGCGAAAUUCUCUUCUUAGUGAACUUCAAGAUAAAGCCGCCACAAAAAAAAGAAAUAUAAAAAAACCAAUGCCUGAACUCAUGAAAAGUCUGCAAAAAUCACCACAACUCUUAUAUCAUGAUCAAAUAUCCACUUAUAUGCAUAAAUAUAUAAAAGAGGUAAUAAAUGUGGAUGGCGAUGGCAAUUGCGGAUACAGAAUACUGGCUGUGUGUUUAGAAAGAAAUAAAAGCGAAUGGUCAGAGAUGAAAAAAGAAUUGCGAGAGGAAUUGAAUAAAAGGGAGCAAUUCUACCAAUCAUUAUUUCUAGUUAAUGGUGAUUAUGCAGUGAUUAUAAGAGAGAUUUCUUGGAUGAAUAGUCCUUGCACGUUCGAAUACUGGAUAAGAAUGCCAUUGAUAGGAGAUGUUAUA